Xyrauchen texanus (razorback sucker) is the source of this 467-nucleotide messenger RNA. Its product is annotated as X-ray repair cross-complementing protein 5-like. The transcript is spliced from 2 exons. Gene Ontology annotation, biological process: double-strand break repair via nonhomologous end joining. Lineage: Eukaryota; Metazoa; Chordata; Actinopteri; Cypriniformes; Catostomidae. The coding region runs from base 150 to 341 and encodes 63 amino acids. The record is from RefSeq and is a predicted model, not a curated record. Gene Ontology annotation, molecular function: DNA binding.
GCCCUGCCACAAACACUUAUAACAUUAACUUUAUUAACUUCUGCUGCGAUGUUGCUUGUGUUAUAAUGCAUUAUAACUGUAGUUAUAAUUAUUUAUGAGAAGUUAUAACUUAUUUAAGGUGCAUUAUGUGACAUUAUGACAGCCUUAAGAUGGCAGCAAUCAUGCGUUACGUGUAUGAUCAUCGCAGUAACCCUCAAGUGGACGCAGCCUUUCCUUGCAUUAAGGAGAGAUAUGAAUGUCUGCUUUAUGUGCAGCUGCCCUUUAUGGAAGACCUGCGAGAAUUCACUUUCCCAAAGCUAGAAAACAAUAAAAGCUUGACUCCCAAAAUCUCUGUCGAUUGACACUUUAUAUCACUAUUUGAGAACCACUGAUCUAGUCUUUUCACCUUUUGUAUGGCAGUGAUUCAUAUCUGUGAAAUUCAUGUUGCAUCCUCCUUUUUCUGGCUUGUGCUCGCGUUGCUUACUUAA